Achroia grisella is the source of this 1032-nucleotide messenger RNA. RefSeq lists its product as uncharacterized. The record is from RefSeq and is a predicted model, not a curated record. NCBI's taxonomy places the organism in Eukaryota, Metazoa, Arthropoda, Insecta, Lepidoptera, Pyralidae. The transcript has 5 exons. Gene Ontology annotation, molecular function: N-acetyltransferase activity. Bases 89 to 868 code for a protein of 259 amino acids.
GUCAGUUAUCGACGUGUGCGCAUGUGUCGUGCCAGAUACUGUUUAAUGUAUCCAUUUGUGUUUUUAAGUGAAUAGUAUUUUCUUUAUCAUGGAAUGGUGUACGACAGUAUGUGGAAAAUACAGAAUAGAAUCGCUGUCUGCUGCAACGUUUCCCAGUGCUUUAGAAGUUAUAAGAGUAGCCUUCUGCCAAGAUGAGUUUGUGAGCAUAGGAUGCGAAGUCAACAUAAACCCAAAAGCCGCUGAGGAAUUAUUAGAACUGUGCGCAGACGCAGCAUUGGAUGGUGUAUCUUUGGUUGCUGUUGCAAUUGAUACUGGCGAAGUAACUGCUGUAGCUUUUAAUAAGAUACAGGUAGCGGCUACUGAUUCUUCAGAAAAGGCAUUCUUUGAAAUCUUCGCAGAAGAACGAUGUACGCAAGGGCCUUCUCGUUCACUUGUAGAAUUUAUGGCUAAUGUGGAUGCAAGAUGCAAUCUAUUCGAGAAAUAUGAAGUAGACUGCAGUUUGGAAAUAAUGUUCCUAGCAACAAAACGUGAACAUAGACGACGAAAACUUGGGCAACUGCUCUGUAAAGUUUCGCUGGAUUUAGCGAAGAAACUGCAACAAGGACCUGUAUCAAAAGUUACGUUAGAAGAUUUAGGAACGAAAUAUUCAAUGUUACAGCCGAGAUCCCCCACGACUAAAUAUCCGAAAAUCUGCCAAGCUAUUUGGACAUCAGAGGGUACACAGCGUAUAGGAAAAAAUCUGAAUUUUAUAGUACAUUUAUCAGUUCCAUUUAAAGAGUUUGUAUAUGAAGGUAAAAGUUACGCAGAUAGAAUAGGAUUGGAAUCAUCUUUUUGUGAAGUCGCUGCAAAACCUCUGUAUAAUAUUUAAUAAAUUUCUUAUUUGGAAAAUAUAGUAAAAUUUUUGUAUAUAGUAAAUCAAUUAUAUUUUUGACUUAAAAAAAUGAAUAUAUUUUAUGGCUUUUUGUUAAUUAAAAUUCGGAAUAUAAUUUUUCUAUUAUCUAUUAACAAUAAAUAUUAAUUAUAUCAAGUGAU